Molecule: messenger RNA, 1033 nt
Organism: Antrostomus carolinensis (chuck-will's-widow)
Lineage: Eukaryota; Metazoa; Chordata; Aves; Caprimulgiformes; Caprimulgidae
Gene: LMO3
Product: LIM domain only 3
Exons: 3
Coding region: 5-442 (145 amino acids)
Biological process (GO): positive regulation of transcription by RNA polymerase II
Cellular component (GO): nucleus
Molecular function (GO): DNA-binding transcription factor binding; transcription coactivator activity
Source: RefSeq, a predicted model, not a curated record
ACAAAUGCUCUCAGUCCAGCCAGACACCAAGCCGAAAGGUUGUGCUGGCUGCAACCGUAAGAUUAAAGACCGGUAUCUUCUAAAAGCCCUGGACAAAUAUUGGCAUGAAGACUGCCUGAAAUGUGCCUGCUGUGACUGUCGCCUGGGGGAGGUGGGCUCUACCUUGUACACCAAAGCCAACCUUAUCCUUUGUCGCAGAGACUAUCUGAGGUUAUUUGGCGUUACAGGAAACUGCGCUGCCUGCAGUAAGCUCAUACCUGCUUUUGAGAUGGUGAUGAGAGCAAAGGACAAUGUUUAUCACCUGGACUGUUUUGCAUGUCAACUUUGUAAUCAGAGAUUUUGCGUUGGAGACAAAUUUUUCCUGAAGAACAACAUGAUUCUGUGCCAGACAGACUAUGAGGAGGGUUUAAUGAAAGAAGGUUAUGCACCCCAGGUUCGCUGAUCUGAUGCCACAUCAUUAAGAAUACAAAGCACUACGUUCUUUUAUCUUUUUUGCUCAACAUGUAUAUAAGAAACGACACAGGAACCUACUGAAUAGCAUAGAUAUAGGGAGACAGAAUGGUUGUGUGAAUAAAAGGCGGACUGCAUCUGUAUGUAGUGAAAAUUGCUCCAGUUCAGAGUUGAAUGUCAAUUAAAAAGGUACUGUACAUACAGCUGGAUUCUUUUUUGCUUGCUCUUGGGGUUGGGUUUUUUUUGUUUGUUUGUUUGGGGUUUUUUGGUUUCUUUUUGUGUCAUUUGGCAUGAGAUGUUUAUUUUGGACUCUUGUAUAUAAUGUAUUGUAAUAUUUGAAGCACAAAUGUAAUACAGUUUUAUUGUGUUACCAUUUGUGUUCCUGUUUGCUUCUUUGUAUUGUUGCAUUUAGUACAAUCAGUGUCUAAACUUACUGUAUAUUUAUGCUUUCUGUAUCUACCAGCUAUUUUAAAUGAGCUGUAUCUUUCUAGUAAAAAGAAUUAAAGAGCAAAUCCCAACCAUUAUGCUACACUUAGAGCUUAAGAAUUAUGUUUACAUUAAAACUAUUUAGAAAAACUAAUAA